Messenger RNA from Selaginella moellendorffii, 877 nucleotides. RefSeq names its product probable phospholipid hydroperoxide glutathione peroxidase. Gene Ontology annotation, biological process: response to oxidative stress. Gene Ontology annotation, molecular function: glutathione peroxidase activity. The record is from RefSeq and is a predicted model, not a curated record. NCBI's taxonomy places the organism in Eukaryota, Viridiplantae, Streptophyta, Lycopodiopsida, Selaginellales, Selaginellaceae. The transcript has 6 exons. The coding region runs from base 21 to 779 and encodes 252 amino acids.
CUUUAGGGCAUUUGUUGAUUAUGCGUUGUGGAGCUCGAUCCAUGGCGCUUGUCUCGGCAUCGCUCGUGCCCUCGUCGCGUGGAGCUCUCGUCUCCACAUCGGCCACAGCUGUCUCUGGAUCCAGGCCUCGCAAGGUUUGGCUCCCGCAUUUCCCUCGAGCUGCCGCCUCGAAUCCGGCGCUGGUAGCGUCGAAAUCGAGCGUGUUUGGGAGGAGAUUGGCCCUUGGCGCUGUUGGAGCUGGCGUUGCAGCUCAGAUUGCUUGGGGCGCGGGGAAGGCGUUUGCUUCCACGGCGACCAAGGAGAAAUCCAUCCACGAUUUCACCGUCAAGAAUAUCGAUGGGAAAGACAUUGAUUUGAGCACGUACAAGGGGAAAGUUCUACUCGUUGUCAACAUUGCUUCUCAAUGUGGAUUGACUUCCGGGAACUAUAAAGAAUUGGUAGAAGUUCACAAGAAAUACAAAGACCAAGGCUUUGAGGUUUUAGCAUUUCCAUGCAACCAGUUUGGUGGUCAGGAACCAGGAUCUAAUGAGGAAAUCAAGCAGUUUGCGUGCACCAGAUACAAGGCAGAGUUUCCAAUCUUCGACAAGGUGGAUGUGAAUGGGCCAUCGACAGCUCCAGUUUAUCAAUUCCUCAAGAGCAGCAAAGGCGGAUUGCUGGGCGAUAGCAUCAAAUGGAAUUUCGGUAAAUUUCUAGUGAACAAAGAUGGGCAAGUUGUGGAAAGAUAUGCUCCCACCACUUCUCCCUUCCAGAUCGAGGGCGACAUUAAGAAGCUGCUAUAAAAUUCUAAACAGAGGUUUUGGUGUAAAUCCGAUUGUGAGCAUAAUUAAGGAGCAUGCGACUCUACUCCUACAUGCAUGCAAUUCAGUUCAUUCUAGAA